AUGGACACUCCGCGAAGUUUCCAGACCAAACUGUUUAUAAACAACCAGUAUGUGCCCGCCAAGUCCGGGACACACUGCACCGUACGCAACCCUUACAACAACACAGUUGUGAGCGACAAGGUCCAUUGCGCCGGCAAAGAAGACGUCGAUGACGCGGUGACCGCUGCACUGUGCGCGUACAGAGGCGCAUGGGGACAGAUGUCCGGACAAGAGAGAGCGAAAUGCAUGCUGGCGCUUGCGGACCUCCUGGACGCGCGCGCGGCCGAGCUAUCCCACCUCGAAACGCUCUCGAUCGGGCUGCCUAUUGCCAUUUCACGCAGCUUAGCUAACGCGCUGGGCGCCAUCUGGCGCUAUUACGCUGGAUUCUGCGACAAGUUGCCCGGGGAAUUUAUCCCCGAGGGAGACGACCGCGUUUACAAGAUUGUCCGGUAUGAUCCAUUCGGAGUCUGCGCUGGCAUUGGGGCAUGGAAUGCGAGUCUCUUCUUCUUGUCCAUGAAAGCCGCCCCGGCCAUCGCUGCCGGUAACACCUUUAUCUUCAAGUCCUCUGAGAAGUCCCCCCUCGGCGCUAUCCAGCUUGGCGAGCUGGUUGUUCGAGCCGGAUUUCCGCCGGGAGUAAUCAAUCUUCUGAGUGGCGACGGCUCGACCGGGACGCUUCUCGCUUCGCACAUGGAUAUUCAGAAAAUCGGGUUCACCGGCUCGCUCGAGACGGGAAAGAAGAUACAGAUAGCUGCCGCCCAGAGUAAUCUCAAAAGGGUGACGCUGGAACUGGGGGGAAAGUCUCCGUCGAUCGUCUUUGACGAUGCAGAUAUAGACAAUGCCCUCCAGCACGCGUCACAGAGCUUCCUCGUCCACUCGGGGCAGAUCUGUGUGGCUGCGUCCCGACUCCUAGUCCACAGCUCAAUCUUCGAGCAAUUCGUCGACAAAUUGAAGGCCAGAUUCGAAAUGCUAGCGCAGGCAUCUGGCAAUCCGGAAAGUGAGACCACAUUCCUCGGCCCAGUGGUCGACGAAGGCCAGAGGGACCGCAUUUUGUCGCUGGUGAAAGGGUCACAGGACACGCGAGGAGACGUCCUGUUGACUGGAGGAGCAUCGUCCAAAGGGAAUUUCGUGACUCCAACCAUCUUGAAGAAUCCACCUCUGGAUUCUGAUGCUUGGACUCAGGAAAUCUUCGGGCCCGUCCUCUGUAUUCGCGCGUUUGAUACCGAAGACGAGGCCAUUGAGCUGGCCAAUGCAUCCAAGUAUGGUCUGUCCUCCUGUGUCUACACUCGAGAUAUCCCCCGCGCCUUGCGCGCGGCCAAGCGCCUGCAGGCCGCUGGAGUCGCCAUCAAUUCUAACCACCAGCCCGAGUUUGACGUCCCCUUGGGAGGAUGGAAGCAGAGUGGGAAUGGCGGCUACGAAGGAGGUCAGACGGCUUUGAUGGAAUACCUUCAGGCCAAAACAGUACUUCUCAAUAUGGCAAAGCUUUGA
This is a messenger RNA of Penicillium riverlandense, 1464 nucleotides long. Its product is annotated as aldehyde dehydrogenase family protein. Gene Ontology annotation, molecular function: aldehyde dehydrogenase (NAD+) activity. The transcript has 2 exons. Bases 1 to 1464 code for a protein of 487 amino acids. The record is from RefSeq and is a predicted model, not a curated record. NCBI's taxonomy places the organism in Eukaryota, Fungi, Ascomycota, Eurotiomycetes, Eurotiales, Aspergillaceae.